GUAAAGACAAACAGACAAAUAUAGUAAAGCUGACAGACAGACAGACAGACAGACAGACAGACAGACACAGACAGGGGUGUUACCAGAGUGUGAGAGUGGGACAGAAAUACAACAGGAUGUCGCUCAGAGACAAAUGGGAGAAGAAGGCUCAGAGUGUGGCAGACCAGAUCAAACAGGAGGCCGAAUGGAAGGAGAAAAGUUCCAAAGUAGUUUCAUCAAAGUGGAAUUAUCACUGGUCACUUGUUACCACUGGAGACUUCAAGAAGUUCACCAGUGGGGCAGAUGAAGAGGAAAAAAAGAAACCGAAAAUCAAAUUCAAAGUGGUCGCACCUCCUCCCAAACCCAAACACGAGCCUGCUCCCCCCCCCGCCUCCCCCCAGGAAAACGGCUUCACCCAAACCUCUCAGGCGGAAGCGUAAAGUUGAGGUGGAUGUGUUCGGGCUGUGCUGGAAAGACUCCUGGAUGAGCCUGAAGCCUCCAAAGUAUCUGUUCCUGAAGGCCAAAGAGAGGAAAACCAAAACCCCGGGAUUCACCACCAUAGAGCUGAUUAACAGCAGGGAGUUCAAAGCGACGGUCUUGGAGUCAGAGCCAGAACACGCUGCUGCUCCUGAGGACGAUGAAUGGAGGCUCUCCUGGAAGCAGGUGAAGAGUCCUGUCCAGUUGGAGUACUCUGAGGAGAAACAAUUCCAAUGGGAGAUUUUGUUUGAAAGGAAACUGGUUUGCAAAGCUGAGAUAUUAGUUUACAUUCUUCCUGUCUGGGCUGGCACAUGGAAGUUCAUAAACUUUCCCUUCAGACAGGAGGAAAAAAAAUGGGAUUGUAUCUGGCCAAGUUACCAAGAAACCCUCAGUGACAAGAUUGACGAAGUACAACAACUAGAGGAACAGGAGGAGCCCAUAGACUGGGAGGAGUCAUGGAAAAUGUCAGAGGUAGAAAUUGAACCAAUAGACAUGACCGAAGAAGAGACCCAGACUACAAGCCCCAGCACUGAAACCACAUUGAUGACGAGGAUUCAUGACGUAUUCCGGCCUGACUGGAGCGACUCCUGGCUGCUCGGUGCAGCUCCUGUGGGGGAAGAAGAAGAAUGUCACAAGAACUGGAACUGCUGCUGGGGAUACAGUCAGCAGAUCAGGUGGUGCAGGGCUUCACUACAGUCCCAACACCGACACAGCGCCAGGCUGACCAGGAGACGUAAAGCCACAAACACCCUCCUCACAUCACAGCUGGACGAAGAGCUGACGGACAGCACAGAGUGGACAGACGCCUGGAGGAUUCCUAAGAGAUGGAUAGAACCAGAAGAGGAAGAACUGGAGGAGACGCAGGAGGAGGGGGAAGAGGAGAUCAUGGAUGAUACAGAGGAGGAGGCAGGAGAGGUGGAGGAGGAAGAAGAGGUCAAAGAAGAAGACAUAGAAGUACACAAGAAGAAGGAACACAGGGAAAUCAACAAGAAGGAGGAGGAUGAAGAGGAUAAGGAGGAAGAUGAAGGAGUAGAGGAGGAGGAGGAGGAGGAGGAGGAGGAGGAGGAGGAGGAGGAGGAGGAGGACAAGGAAAGUGAAGAAGAAGAUGAAAAGGGGGAGGAUAAAGAAGAAAACAAGGACAAGAGAACGAACGAAAAAGAAGAGGAUGAUGAUGAUGAAGAUGUGGAUGAAGAGGAUCAAUAUGAUAGCGUGGAAGAGGAUGAAGAGGAGCAGGACAAAGAACUACAGGACAGGAUGGAGGAAAAUAAAGAAGUCAUGGGCAGGGAUCAUGACAAUGAAGUGCCUAAGGAGGAGGAAGAGGAGGAAGAGGAGGAAGAGGAGGAGGGAGAACAUCAGGACAGGGACACACAAGUUGCUAAGGAUGAGGAGAAUGAGAACAUAAACCAACAUGAGGAGGAGGAGGAGGAGGAAUACAAGAUGGAUGAAGAAUGGGAGGAGAAUGAAGGAGAACAUCUGGACCAAGCUGGAGACGAGAACAAAGAGGAGGAAGACUUUGAAGAGGAGGAAGACUUUGAAGAGGAGGAGGAAGUAGAAAAGAAAGAAGCAGAUGAAGAGGAGGAUGAAAAAGAGGAGGAAGAAGAGGAAGGGUUAGAAAAAGAGCAAAAAGAACAAGAAGUUACGAAAGAGGAGGAACAGGAGGACAAAGAAAAAGGCGAGGAGGAGGAGGAGGACAUGGAGUUCCACAAACUCAACAACUCCUUCCCCUCUUGGAAGCACUCGUGGAUGGUGGCCUUCCCCCACCGAUCGGGAGAUGUGGAGGAGGAGGAGGAGGAGGAAGAUGGAGAGAUGGAAGAGCUGCAGGCUUGGAAAGAGUCGUGGAGGAUUUGUCGCUGGAAGAACCCGGAAGAGGACACGGUGGUGUGUUUCCCCACCCAGCACCGCACCCAGAGACACAGGGGACUGCAUGGAGGGAAGGGGGGGCCCAGCAGAGAGUGGGCUCUGAGCUGGAAGAUGGCCGACACUGCAGACCAGGAUGUAGUCACUGAGGAGGAGGAAGAGGAAGAAGAGGAGGAAAGUUGA
Molecule: messenger RNA, 2496 nt
Organism: Gymnodraco acuticeps
Lineage: Eukaryota; Metazoa; Chordata; Actinopteri; Perciformes; Bathydraconidae
Product: golgin subfamily A member 6-like protein 22
Exons: 10
Coding region: 283-2496 (737 amino acids)
Source: RefSeq, a predicted model, not a curated record